CUAAAAGUAAACUGCAUUGCAGAAAUAGUCUGCAUACUAAACAUGUAACUUGAAAAGUAGCCGAAUUACGUAUUUACACAAGGUACUCAUGUUUCUUGAUCACCUUGGAACAGUCUUCACGCUCCGCUAACUUCCAGUCUCUUCUCUGUAAGAGAAAGACAACUAAGGAAGGAUGCCUUUCUUUUUUAGUAUAAUUCUUAUUUUUCCAAUGACGUAUGCUAAUGGCUGGUGGAAAAGUCCAGUGGAUGGACCUACAUGCAAAAGCGGUACAUGUGGAGAAUCUGAUGAAACGUGCGAAUGUUCUUUUACCAUAGAACAUGGGUUGACAAUGAUGACUUCGUUUCCCGAUCCAUUCUUAGUGUGGCCAAAACAGGGACAUCUUUACCGUUAUAAUGACACGGGAGGUUUAAAUCCAUUGCCUGAGAACAUAACCCAAAACGUUAUCACAGGUGAUGGAUAUGGUUCACGUCUUGUAAUUCUUAUCAAUGGCAAAUUCCCGGGUCCUUUACUGGAAGCCUAUGAAAAUCAGAAGAUGAUCAUCCAUGUCCGUAACUUGAUGCACACAGAUUCAAUGACAAUUCACUGGCAUGGUCUACAUCAGCGAGGAACGGCACAUAACGACGGUGUGGGAUUUGUUACGCAGUGCCCUAUACCCCCAGGACAGCGCUUCACGUAUACGUUUAAUGCCUAUCCACACGGUUCCUUCUUUUAUCAUGCACAUCUUGGAGAUCAAAGAAGUAUGGGACUCUAUGGUGGCUUUGUUAUUUACAGAAAAGCUUUGUCUGAGCCACAAAAAGGCUUUUCCCUUCUUUUGCAAGACUGGAACCAUAGUGAUGAUCCGGAAGCAAUAUAUCAACGAAUGUUAAAAGGAGUUUACAACCUAGCAAGUCGUACCAAAAUAGACACCACACAAGCAGUCGAUGGUGCAAACUUUAGUCGAUUUCAUUUUGAUUCCGGAAUUUUUAAUGGAAAGGGUCGGUUUUACAGCACGCUUACAUCAAAUAACGGAGCCCCAUUGGAGACCUGUCUUGUGGAACCAAAUGAACAUUAUCGCUUUCGAAUAAUAAGCGCUGCCACCCUAUACCCAUUUCGGGUUUUCGUUGAAGGACAUCCCGAGUUGAACAUAAUAGCCUCAGAUGGAUAUGAAAUUCAAAGAGGUUUUGGCAGCAAAUCAAAUAAUUUAAUAGUAGAAUCAUUCAUUAUCCAUCCAGGAGAACGAUUUGACUUUAUCUUAAAAACAGAUAAAAAUCCUAGAACCUACCUGUUAGUAGCAGAAAGUAUUGAAGUUAUUCCUCCUAACCUAAACCAGUAUCGAGCAGCUGAGGCCAUCAUUCAGUAUAAAAAAUCACCUUUCAUGUAUCCAUCUAAAGCUACCUAUAAUCCUUGUUCAAAAGAAAACCCAUGUAUAACAUUUAAUUGUCCCUUCCUCUAUUAUCCUUCUGAAACCAAUAGGAAAUGUCUUUCCUAUGACGAUGCCUUCGGCAAUGAAACUACGUCGAAUUUUGACGAAGUUCAAAAUGUAGAUGAGACGCUGUUCUUCAAUUUUGCAUUUCCAGGAGAGUCUGGAUACACACCCGGUUCCGUAAACGGACAUCAAUUUGAGGUUCCCGAAUUCCCUCUUCUUUCAGAUCAGAGAAUAUCGUCGGAAUGCGAUCGUUCAAUCUGCACCGAUGAUUCUAUCUGCACCUGUACAUAUACUGUAGAACUGGUCCAAAAUAACGUUUACCAAUUUGUUCUAACAAACAUUGGAAAAGGUCAAGGUUGGUCGCAUCCAGUUCAUCUCCAUGGACAUUACUUUUAUGUUUUAAAAAUGGGAUUUGGUACAUACAACAACAUCACGGGAAAGUUCAUUACACAAACAGAUGAUAUUGCAUGUUCCGGUAAGAGAAACUAUUGCAAUUCAGCCUCAUGGAGAAACGAUUCUUGGAACAAGAAUGCAUCUUUUAUAACAAAUUUAAAAACAAAAUUUCCACCUAAGAAGGAUACGGUCAUCGUGCCGACAGGUGGGUAUGUUGUGAUUCGAUUUAAAGCCGAUAACCCUGGCGCUUGGUUUUUUCAUUGUCACAUAGAUCUUCACAAUACAAAUGGAAUGGCCAUGGUUCUUUUGGAAGCAAAGGAAAAUUAUCCACCGGAACCCGAAAAUUUUCAGUCAUGUUGGCAUGUUCAAAGCAGUUCUUCUAACACAAAUGAUGAAGUUUUACCUUUCAAAAUAGCAGCCAUAAUUUUGGGAGUUAUUUUAGGCUUUGGAGUUGUGUGUUUUAUUGCAUACAAAUACCUUAAAAGAAGAGAUGGAGUGAGAAAUCAUGAACUUCUCCGUGAAAGUACAGCUUCAUAUUCGUCUUUUGCUUAACAGCACUUGUUCAUAAUCAACAAAAUUUUCUCCAAAAAGCUUAAAAGACAGAAUUUCUGAAACAUUAGAAGGAGGUUAAAAGGAUAAACUCUAUUCCAUGGAAGUUUGAACACCCAUUCAUACAAUAGAACAAUCCAAGGAAAAGGCGCGAAGAAAGCAGUGACAUUUGGCGCAAAAAGAGCGAUUCACCCCUUUUGUAGAAUAUAAAUGGACUGAUCUAGUAGUAUAGAAAUGCAGAAAAAAGGAUACACGGACAUGUUGAAACGAUGAAUCACAUGGAAUAAUCGUCCCAUGCAAAAAGAUUAAAGGACGUAAACACUACAGUAUUUUGCGUCAUAAAUACCAUUUUUUUCCCCUGAAAACUGUUUCUUUUAAAAUGUAGGUAAAGAAUUCCAAUGUAAAUCAGCUUGCAGAAAAUCUAGCUCUCUAGGUAUGAUCUAUUAGUUUCGGAUCUUGCAAAUAUCAAUCCUUAUACAGCCUGACGCCGUGACGUCAGGCAAUAAACAGAGCAAUCAUGGAACUGUGAAGAUCAGAGAUGGGAUCAGAUGCCAAAUAGGAUUUAGCAUUCCUUGUUGAACGUUCCUAUCCGCCUCGUGCUUCUAGUCAAAGUUUGGAAAAGAAAAAAAUCCGUAGUAAAUUUAGAGUGUAAAAAUGGUUUAAUAAUUAGCAUAAAGCAGAGCAAACACGGAUAUCUAAGGUCUAACUCACCAUUUGUUCCUUGUCAUGAUCGGGCGAACGAAAAAAAAAUAUGUAGAUAAUUUCAAUAUAUUAAAAAUGACCAUAGUGAAGUAUAUGGAGAUAAAGUAUUCAACGUUAAAGUCAUCAGGUUUAUCAUAGAGCUUUGUUUUUAGAUCUCCACUAAUGCCUUUUUUAAGUAAAAUAUCCAAAUAUGAAACAGAUUUGUCAGACUCUGUGGUAUCUUUAUCUCAAGCUCACCGGGAUACAUCAUAUCGACAUAAGAAUGGAAAUUACCAUUGGUAAUUGACAAUACGUCGUCGAUAUAUCUUAAUGUCGAGUUGACGCCACAGCAAGUGUUUUCUUCUUUUCAUGUAUACAAUUUGGACAAACUCUGCUUCAUAUGAAUACAAAAAUAUGCUAACAAUUAGUAUUGAAAACGUCAGUCAUCAUUCCCCUUGAUGACCAUUGACAUCUCUUUUCUAGUAAAUUUUCUUUGAAACACAUUUGCCAGACUCUGUGACAGUACCCUGCACACAUUCAAGAUUAAUAAAAUCUUUGUUUUGGUCUAUAUUUUAUCAAAGAAAUAUAAUGUAUUUAAAUAUAAUAGAUAAAUAUUGACUAAAAAUUUUAGCUGAGUGCGACCAUUAUUUUUCGAGAAA
This is a messenger RNA of Saccostrea cuccullata (small rock oyster), 3687 nucleotides long. RefSeq lists its product as uncharacterized. Lineage: Eukaryota; Metazoa; Mollusca; Bivalvia; Ostreida; Ostreidae. The transcript is spliced from 4 exons. The record is from RefSeq and is a predicted model, not a curated record. Gene Ontology annotation, molecular function: oxidoreductase activity; copper ion binding. Bases 173 to 2350 code for a protein of 725 amino acids.